Acaulospora colombiana is the source of this 1500-nucleotide messenger RNA. The record is from the annotation of a GenBank genome assembly. Lineage: Eukaryota; Fungi; Glomeromycota; Glomeromycetes; Diversisporales; Acaulosporaceae.
CGUUAGCAGGUGUUGAAUGGACACAAGUGCUAUGGGACGACUUGAUCGAGUCCGGUGCUCUCGCUAUCCUCAAGACAAGACUACCACCGUACCUGACACAGGCUCGAACCUCCGAGAGAGAUGAAGAGUGGAAUAGCAUUCUGUUGUAUGUUAUGCUGCAACUCGAACUAUGGAACGCCUCGAGAGAACGCUCGAAUGAUUCCCCAUUCGAAUUGUUGCUCCAAGAAGGAGGUGUUCUACACCGAUGGCAAGACUUUAAGCCUAACGAACAACCACUGGCAUUCAUUCUCCGUCUACAUAUUCUCGUAAACUGUAAUAUCGACGAUUCCGACACCAAUUGGCAGGAGCAUAUUCUCGGACUCGUCAAAGUCGUGAACGACCCAUCAGUUCCAUGGAUGAAGGAUAUUCUCUUCAAUGCCGCAACAAUGGGUGUCAAAGACGGAAAAGAAAAUAUAAGGAGAAUGUGUGGACAACUCGUAAAGUCGAACAGCAGUGAUCUAGGUGGUAAUUGGACGAGAGACUAUGCUCUGAUUCCUCAAGCUCUUUGUAGAUUAUGUCUGGACGGGGAUCCAGGGGUUAGAGAAGGAGCAAUAGAAGCGCUUAUGCGAACAUCCGUGGACCAUCAAUUACGUAUUGAAUUCGAAAGUGCAUUUGAAGAGCUUGUAGGAACAAGAAAUAGGGAGCAAACUCUUGGGGUACUGGCGGCGGUGACGGCUUUAGCGCAGAAUGGUGAGAGAGACGUAUCGGAAGAACAUAGUCACUCAUUGCACACAGAGAACCUUCGUAAACAUAUGAACCGGGGAACAACCCAAAUCGCGAAGCUUGUGGAGAAUGAACAACACGAAUGUUGGGAUGGAUCGGUCAAUGCAAGUCUUAUUCUUUCACGUCAUGCCGAGCUACAAACCGAAAUCAAAGCCAUGAUACCCAGAACCUCCAAACUAUUAGCAUCGGAGAUAAAAGUGCAGAAUAUCAUCAGUGAUGUAACGAGAUGUUUUGCUCUUCAGGAAGCGGUCUUCACGAAUGAGGUCAAAACCGUCAUCUCAAGCGCUGUAAAGCUACUCGAAAAUAAGUCUCAGGAGGUUGCCUGUACCGCACUGCAGAUAAUUCAGCACUUCGCAUGUCAAGGGCAUGAAUUCCAAUCAGAGGUCAAAUUGGGGCUACAAAAGAUCGUUAAACUACUCGCCGACAGCUCUUAUUCGGUGCGAGGUGGCGCAGUAAAAAUGAUAGUUAAUCUUGCGUCACAAGCUUCCAAAGCACAUUUCCACUCGGAGAUCAAAGAUGCGAUACCAAGUAUCGUCAACCUGCUCGCUGACAAGGAUCAUCAGGUUCAAUUUAGCGCAGUAGAGGCGAUAGGCAGCCUUGUGACACAAUCCUUCAAAGCGGAAUUUCACUUGGAAAUCAGACCCGGGAUACCGAGAGUUAUCGAACUGCUUUCUGGUGGCUCUUCUUAUGAUAGUCAGAAUAGCGCAGUAAAAGCGAUAGGUAACAUCGCGGCACAAG